CCCCUUGUUUGCCGCUGUCUACCUGGUUUGCGCUUCCUCCACCUUGACGCUCAGGUACAUGGAUUUUGUCGAAAACUUUACUGAAACUGACAUUUUGGAGCGGAGUUGACACUAGGUACUUUCAAAAUGGACCAGAACCAUAAAUGUUCAGAAUAAGGCGAAGAAACCAACUUUGAUUCGGGAGUCAGCUGGUGGACGUACCGUGUAUACUUGGGAUCCAGUAAGUCAUGUCUGGCGGCAGCGCAGGCAGCCCAAGACACGACCCGGGGCCCAGUGGCCAGAGGCCUGGACUCAGUCGGAGCUACAGCCAAGUGUCGUCGUAUGAGGAGCGCUGUGUGGACCCGGUGGAGGACAGGCUGCCAAUCCCAGAACCAAAGGCGGCUCACAAAGCCCACCUGAGAGAUGCUAAUGGAAAGGAAUCUGAAACGAUCGGCUUCAUCCCUGGCUCAGCUGAGCAUUCCUCUGCAGCGCAGACCUGCAAUCCCUGCACGUCUCCACGGAGCUGCAGGACUUUUAUAUGCAACGUGCUCACCUGCGGCCUGUACAGGGUUUGCCAGGCGUCCGUCAUCGCCCCGUGCCUGGCCCCAAACGAGAGUUCCCCAGAUGAACCAGAGAAGGUGAGCCUGCGAGCCGUGAGCCCCGGAGACAAGGCGUCAGAAGAGGACGGCGCAGACUGGCUGGGGGACGUCCACAUUGCUGGAGUCAAAGUGGACAGUCAAAGAGAACAUUUAGAUGUUGGAACUACAUCUUUACCGUACGUGCUUCCGACCGGUGGUCAGACACAACCCAGCCAUCCGUCCCUCCACGAGUCGAUGAGGUUUGAUGACUGGGACGACGAGGAGGAGGAUGUAGACACGCUGAUUACUAAGAAGCUGCUGGAGCUCUACUCUGAGUAUCAGAUUGAGGCGUUGGCCAAGUGCACUACAGACUCCGUGUUUCUGAAGAAGAGCAAGGCCAUCAACCAUCUCAUCAACUCGCUGGCAGAGGAGCACAAAAUGGACGAGCAGGAGGCCGAGUGCAGGCUGGUGCGCGGCAUCAUCCGCAUCAGCACGCGGAAGAGCAUGAAGAGGAGGCCGAAAAUAUCCAGGAUGGAGAGGACGCUGUCGGACAGCGGCAACGAGACAAUGAAGGACAGUGACUGCUUCACAUACAGCAACAACAAUGACUACAAAUCUAAUCCCAACAUCCAAAUAUCAGACCUGACCUCCUCUGAUAAGUGUGCGAGGGACAUGUGGAGGAACAAUGGAGGUCACGCUACCAGUUCUGUAACAGACUACUCACCCUCUCACACAGAGACUAAUUCUUCGGGGGUCCCCCUGACUUUCAGCUCCGUGAGAACAUGAAUCCCGCUCCACACGUGCGACCUUCUCGUAUUUGCUGUGCCGCGUCCACAAGGACACAUAUGGGACUUUGAAGGGAGACAGUACUCACACUGGCUGAGCUGAGCUCUUGGUUGAGACCAUGGCUCUGCUGUGAAAAAAAGAAAAUGUGAAAGCUCACAUUGUCUGAAGGACAUCAGUGAACUCAGGGUUCUGCAUGUAGAUGUUUAUGCUUGGUAAUUGUUGUGUGGGUUUGAAGGAUUGCUUGAAUUGGAGCUUGUGCUGCAGGCAGUAGCUGCUAGCAGUUCUUAACAUUCUAUCACCAUUAACCGUCCCCUGGUCCUUGAAGGAGUUAUGGUAUCGAAGCCUGCUGCUCUUUUUUCUGUUGGUUUGAUUCUCUAACAUUUAAUGUUUUUAUUUGUGAAAUCUUUGAAUCAGCAGAUAUUUGUUCAUUUAAACUCUAUUUGUUCCGUUCAGUGGUUGUGUGCCCAGUUAUUGGCUCUAUAUCACUGUAAGUUAUGAUCAUUUUCAUCAUCUGAAUGAUUGCAAAUUGGUGUGAGGCAUCAGAGUGGCAGUAGUUAAAAUGAAGAAAUAAUGUAAGGAAAUAAUAUAAAAAAGGAUAUUAUUAAUAUAAUUAUGAGUUGGACUAUUUGUGUGUGCCUGGUAGUACACUAGAAAUAAGAAGUUUGACUUGACAGGAACUUUCUGUCUUAUGGCAGUGCACUACAUCCAGUUAGCUUUGUUCUGUUCUUUGCUGGAGGCAAUAAGAGUUGAAAACAGCAAAACCAAACCUUUUUUUUUUCUUCACAUUCAUUUCGUGCCAUGACUUCAUGUUUGUGAAGUGUUUAUUGUUAGCAUCAGCAUGAAGUUCAUACGAAGCAGAUGGCUCUGGGGCUUGUGUGCGAUAUAUCCUGGAUAUUGUUCUUGACCAUUUCCUAUCUGCAAUCAGGUCUCUGCCUGAAAGAUGCAUUAUACCUAUGUAAUGUAUGUGUGUGUGAGCUGCAGUAGACUUUAGGUUGUACAUAUUAUAAUGAUAUAGCUUUAACUUAUUAUAAUGUCUCAAGCUGAAUCAUGAAGUGAAUGUCUGUUUUCAUGUCAACAUCUCGAUGGGAAUUCGUCCAGCUGUCUCAGAGGAAUGUAUUUAGCUCUGUGACCUUCUCAUCAACGCUGUCUUAUGGUUUCUGUUGGUCAUGCACCAUUGUAGUGACCUCAUACACUGGCAGCCAACAAUCGUAUGAGUAAAUGUAUGAUCCAGGAUCUUUGGGUAAACUCUGCCUAGAUACUUUAAAUAAAACAAUCACCCGUUCUUGUCUUUUCAAUGAGAUUCUGCGUGCCUCACCAGUGUGGUUAUAAUGAAAUGGUGUGAAACUUGUUGGUCUGGUUUGGACCAAGAACAACAAACUGAAGUGAUGAAUUCCCAACUGUAUCUGUUUUACAACUCGCAUCACUAAACUGGUUGAAUUGUGGUAAAAUAUUGAGCUAUGUUUCCAUUCACUCAUUACACCAAUCUGUGUCAGGUGUCCUCAAAGUAUAACGUUUGAUCCUUUAACUUUAUAUUGUCAGCAGUGUAUAAAAGCCUUGUAAUGAUGGUAACUAAUUUCUUAACGGAUACCCCACUGUAAAACCAAUAAAGUAAAUGAAGUGAGA
Messenger RNA from Mugil cephalus (flathead mullet), 2966 nucleotides. RefSeq names its product keratinocyte differentiation factor 1b (gene kdf1b). Gene Ontology annotation, cellular component: cell junction. Bases 228 to 1343 code for a protein of 371 amino acids. NCBI's taxonomy places the organism in Eukaryota, Metazoa, Chordata, Actinopteri, Mugiliformes, Mugilidae. Gene Ontology annotation, biological process: regulation of epidermal cell division; keratinocyte development. The transcript has 4 exons. The record is from RefSeq and is a predicted model, not a curated record.